Struthio camelus australis is the source of this 4512-nucleotide messenger RNA. NCBI's taxonomy places the organism in Eukaryota, Metazoa, Chordata, Aves, Struthioniformes, Struthionidae. The record is from RefSeq and is a predicted model, not a curated record.
UGGUUUGAUGAACUGCAGGUCUGCCUGACUUAGUCCCGGAUCCCUAUUACAUCCAGGCGUCCACAUAUGUGCAGAGGAUGUCUAUGUAUAAUUUGAGAUGUGCGGCUGAGGAGAACUGCCUGGCAAGUUCAGCUUAUCGAGCAGAUGUUAGAGACUACGAUAAUCGAGUGCUCCUGAGAUUCCCCCAAAGAGUGAAAAAUCAAGGCACAUCAGAUUUCCUACCGAGCAGACCCCGAUAUUCAUGGGAGUGGCACAGCUGUCACCAGCAUUAUCACAGCAUGGAUGAAUUCAGCCACUAUGACUUGUUGGAUGCAAGCUCACAUAGAAAAGUUGCUGAAGGGCACAAAGCAAGUUUCUGUCUGGAAGAUACCUCCUGUGAUUAUGGAUAUUACAGACGAUAUGCAUGUACUGCACACACACAGGGACUGAGCCCUGGCUGUUACGACACUUACAAUGCUGAUAUAGAUUGCCAGUGGAUUGAUAUUACAGAUGUAAAACCUGGAAAUUACAUUCUGAAGGUUAGUGUAAACCCCAGCUAUUUGGUACCUGAGUCUGAUUACUCCAACAAUAUAGUACGCUGCGAUAUACGCUAUACAGGCCACCAUGCAUAUGCCUCUGGCUGUACAAUUUCACCAUAUUAAGAAAGAUGCAAGAAAAUGGAUGAGUCAGUGCCAAGUGUUUUGAACUGAAGUAUCAUUAUAUAAACUUCAAUAGGACGUAAACACUAUAGAAACAAAACUACAGAACAUACAUGCAUACACCCACAUACCUUAUGUGAUUCUGAAGCACUUCAGCUGCUUCAACAAAAUCUGUAACUGGAUUUUAAGCAUUUGAAUUAGCAUUCUUUUUUAAACUAUUGAAAUGUGUGGAACUGGUGAUUCAUGCACAGAUUUGUUUAUAUUUUGAAAAUCUAAUUCAUUCAUAGGAACAUGAGUGUUUCUUAACUCCUGAAAAUUUGGAGUUCAGGUGAUAAUAGACUUCAGCCAGAAUAUUACUGGUGAAUGAGUUGAACAUAUUCUAAAAGGUAGCAAAACUUUAUGUAAAAUGCAUUAAAUAAAAUGCGAUAGAAAGUAUAAUACCAGCUAUUUCAGAAAAUACCAGAAUGAAAAUCAAUUUGAGAGUAAUGGUACAAUGCCAUUAAAAUAAAACUCACUAGGACGCAUUGAUAUGAACGAGAAAAGCAUGUUCAGUUUUCAAGGGAUAUUAAAACAUAGCAGAGAAACACAUAGCUAUCAGUUAUACCCCGUGAGGAAAAUUAUGUUUACAUUUUUAAUACAUUAGAAAUUUUAUUUUAAAUCACACACGAAUGGGUUUUUGAAAUAAACCUUUUUAUCUUUGGCAGUCAAAUUAGAGACCUGAUCCACCUUUUUAUGUUGAACAGAUUUUUCAAAGUGGGGCUUUUAAAAAGAUUUCUGCACACAUAAUGGCAAUUAAAAUGAAUAUCUGUCAAGAAGAAAUAGGGCUCUUAAAAGAGAUGAAGAAGAGUCCCUGAUGUAGUCAUCUGUGAAAAAGCAACCAACUUGAACAGGUUAACCAUUAAAAUAAUGCAGGCAAUUAACUCAGGUGGCACCACAAACAGAAGUAGGUCAGAAUCUCUAACGUGGAAUUUUUAUUGUGAAAAAGCCUACUACCUGCUUCCCCCUUAAGUACUGUACUUGACUUUUAAAAUGCUAUCUCAGUAUUCAGACAAUGAAGUGGAAAAUGUACUAUAUAGAGGAAGAACAAAAGUAAAUAUAUUUAACAUAUCCUACCUUAGGCCGUUCAGGAACCAAAUACAGCAUUCUAAACGGGAAAAACUUCAGCCCAAAUUACUUACUGGUGCUGGAUAUACCACCACGCCCCCCUCCCCCUGCACAUUAUUUUGUUUUUGCAGUGCACCCUGCUGUAACUAAAAUAGCUGUGAUUUUGUUCUUAAACUGUGAAAUAACAUAUCACAAGAAGAUCUGGUGUUUUUUUUCAGAAGAUCACAGAUCAUGUAAAAUGAAGGACUUUUGAAAGGAAGUAGCUUAGAAAUAAUUCAUUGAUAUCAACAGUUCAAAACAUCAAAUUAAACAAAUUAAAGCUCAAAUUCAAAAUUUUGUUUAAAAUAUGUGCUAUUGAUUAUAGUUAAAAUGAAGAAUCUGAGGAAUAUGGAGAGGCUUUAUUAUCACUUCUGAGAAUACUUUAGGCAAUAUUUGUCUAAAGCAUUUUAUGCAAUAUAACCCUACAAAUUUAAUGUGGAAAUGGUAUGAAUUAUAACACCGCCUUUGAAGGAUCAACUUCUUCUUUACUUCAUAUAUUUAAGUUUAUUUCAUGAUUAUUAAGUCCUUCCAUCUCAAUUGUAACUAUGCUGCAAACUUGCACAAUUAGAAAGUCUAUGUAAAGAAGCAGAAUCCAAGAACCAGCAACCCAGUGCUUGCUACCCAAGAUUACAUGUGGGUACAGAAUGAUUAGGGUUUAUACCUGCAGGUCCCCUCUUGUUUGUUCAGAGAUCCAUUUUAGUAACCAACCACCAGUAUGGGAACCUAACAGGAGCAAAAUUUAAAAACUAGAUUAGAAACCCAUUUGUUAUAUGCAGCUGCAAAAUAAGGGUUUGUUAGCAGUUUAGACUUCUGAAAUCUCAGCCCAAAGGCUUUUUGAGAGGAAAAGGUCUGAGGGAAGAAAGUGCAUUUUCACCUGUCACCCUUCUAGACACUUAGGUCAAAGUUGGCAUAACUGACUGCAACUUGGGCAACAGACCCAGAAAUUACUAUACUGCAAACCAGGCUGCGAGCACAAACUGCUUCCUAGUAAGAGCUCUCACACAUGUUCACCUUGUUGUGCCUGACAGCAAGCAAGCGAUAAGAGAAAGCUAAUUGGCCACAGAGCAGCCAGCAGAAAUUGAAUUUACACUACACCUUACAAGGCAGUAACCUGUUCACGUGUCUACACUCCAACUGCCUGCAGCGCUCCACUGAACUCAGUAAGGACCAGAGGAGCGCAAAUACCUGCCUAGGUGGAGCAAGUUGUAAUAUUGGACUUAGUCCUUUCAAUGAGAACAGCCUGAAUCAGGAAAAUGUUGGACACCAGUAGCUUUAGAAAAUUGUUAGGGCACAGUACACGGAAGUAAGAUUAACUGCAUUACUGGGGGGCUGUGUUCUAGGUAAGUGGCACCUACUGCCUGUCAAUGUACUGGCAUUUGUGGGAUGUUGUACCUACAAAGAUGUAGUUCUUCUCCUUAACAAAAUAUCGUACAAGUUUUGAAAAGUAUGUUACACAACAUGACACCAAUGUAUAAAAUAGCACAAAUAGAGGGAUCAUCUAUUUAAAAGAUAAGAACUGGAAUUCUUAGAAUUAAAAAUGAAGAAAUGUGACUUCAACUUCCCCCAUUGAGCUAUAAUAAAUGCUAGAAAAGUUGAAGAGUGAUUAUAUAGCACAUGAAGAAGCAUUUCAAAAUAGGGGAGCACCAACCAGUAUUUUCAGUAAUUUGGCUCUGCAGUUUUGACCCAGACACCUUAACCUACUUUUUUCAUACUGGAAUCAUAUUUAAGCGAUUACUUGCAUUUUUGUUGAAAAACAUUUAUAAAAACUGUUUUGAUAAAAAGUUUAUUUUAUAAAGAAAAUUCUAUUUUCAAAUCCUUUCUAUCAGGCAUAGGGCUUGUCUCUAUUGUCUGUGAAAGGGGUCUUGCCAUUGGUCUAAGUGGGAGCAAUAUCAGACUUAAAUUUUGUGAAAAUUCUAGUUCAAAACUGCUGUCUUGCAGUUUCUAAUGUCCUUUGAAAGGCCAAACUUAAAAAUGUGCGUGAAGCAAUUACCUCCCACAUUUCAGAUCUUUCAAUAAAAAUUGCACAUAAGGAAUAUUCUGAACACCAGACUCAUUACAGAAGGGCUUUGUUAUUUUUUUUUAAAUUUUGAAAAACAUUUGAUAUUUGCAUAUUUCUAGACAAAAGUGUAACAAAAAAUGACAGAUUGGUCACCAAUUGAACCAACAUACUGUGUAGAUUUUUUUUAUGUUAGUAAAAGCCUAUUCAUUUUCUCUCUGCUCCAGAGUCUACUAUGCAGCAUUGAAGAGGUACAAACAUCAAGGGUACCCUCUUAGUCAUUCUUACAUGGUUUAUAUUGUACUUAUUCAAACCAGCAGGGCUAAUUUCAUUAAAUGAGACAAUGAAAGAUGGUUUAUCCUGUGUCUCACAUUUAUGCCAAUAUGGCAUUUUCAUAUUCUCCAAAUUCCAGAAGGUGCUGAAAUAUUUUAACUUGAAUUAAAACUGAAGAGUAUGCUAUUGGGAGGUUUUUAUUAUGCAACUAAAUGCUACAGAUACAGUGAAAUGCCACUUGUUUUUUGCAACUUUUUGAAGGGUUUCCAUUAUCUCCUUCACUUUUCUUCCAAGAGUCUUAAUUUCAAAAACUUUGCAUCUUUAUCUGAAGAGCUCUUAUUUAUAAUAUUCAGACACUAGCUUCGUAUUCUUCAUUGCACUUUCAUAUUCUUGUGUUACAUGCCUGUAUUAUGGUUGCAAGUUUAUGUGAAAAUGACUUGAAUAAAAUGUUUCAAGCGUUCA